AUGGGUGAAGGCGAUAACACUCCUCUUCCUCCACCUUCCAAGUACGAGUCAUUCACCGACUACAACCUUCAUCCCAGUGAAGUUUCUAAGUUGGUGAUUUGCCCGAUGUUGCUUACCAUCGACAACUAUGAAGAGUGGUCGAGAUCGAUUCGCAAUAACCUUCGGUCCAAGAGCAAGCUCGAGUUUGUGGAUGGUUCUAUUGUCAAGCCCGAUUCCAAGCACGCGGAUUAUCGUCAGUGGGGUAUUGUUAAUUCUACUGUUGUUGCUUGGAUUUAUAAUAUUCUUGAUGCUAGUAUUCGUUCUACUGUUAUUAUUCCUGAUGAUGCUAAAACAUUGUGGGAUGAUUUACGUGAUCGUUAUUCUCUUGGUAACGGUCCUCGUAUUUUUGAACUUAAGCAUGAUAUUGCUGAUUUGGUAAGACCGGUAACAAAGAUCAAGGAAUUAACUAUGGAUUCAUUGUCAAUCGGGAAUUAUCAUGAUUCAAAAGCUCAGAUAUAUCAAAAUUCAAUUGCCAAUGAGCAAAAUUAA
Chenopodium quinoa (quinoa) is the source of this 528-nucleotide messenger RNA. RefSeq lists its product as uncharacterized. The record is from RefSeq and is a predicted model, not a curated record. Lineage: Eukaryota; Viridiplantae; Streptophyta; Magnoliopsida; Caryophyllales; Amaranthaceae. The transcript is spliced from 2 exons. The coding region runs from base 1 to 528 and encodes 175 amino acids.